AUGGCCGACCACCAGCCAUGUUUGGCCGAUGGUCAACAGCCCAUGGCUACUAGCCUAUUACUGCACUCCCACCGCCGCUUGACCGUCCGGCAACCAAAGGCGGGGGUUGCCGGCAACUUCCUCUUGUCCGGCACGGCCAUGCCUACCAAGAUCGAUGCACUCCACAUCACAUUCUGGGGUCACUCGGACAUUAACGAGGAAAAGAUCAAACAAAUCAAAGUAGAAACGAUCACAAGAAAGAGAUGUCAACUUGAGGUCUGA
Puccinia graminis f. sp. tritici CRL 75-36-700-3 is the source of this 261-nucleotide messenger RNA. RefSeq lists its product as uncharacterized. Lineage: Eukaryota; Fungi; Basidiomycota; Pucciniomycetes; Pucciniales; Pucciniaceae. The transcript has a single exon. The coding region runs from base 1 to 261 and encodes 86 amino acids. The record is from RefSeq and is a predicted model, not a curated record.